This is a messenger RNA of Staurois parvus, 334 nucleotides long. The record is from the annotation of a GenBank genome assembly. NCBI's taxonomy places the organism in Eukaryota, Metazoa, Chordata, Amphibia, Anura, Ranidae.
UAGCAAAGGUAAGUCACAACAGGACAUCAAAGAUUUUAUUUAGCUUUCACUGAUUACCAACAAACAAAUACUCUCACCACAACUUGAAGGACACCUAUUACAGACAUCAAGUUUAGGGGGCACUCACCAUGGACACCAACAUUCUAUAUUAUGUUUUACAAAACAUAGUUUUUGACCAGGGGCGGACAGACCAUUUGGAAACUCGGGCACUGCCCGAGGGCCCGGGGCCAGUAGGGGGCCCCAUGAGAUGCCCCUGGUACCUUUUUCAUAGGUUUUUUUGAGUUUGGGCAAGGACACAGGGGCCUCAUGAUCCCCUAUUGCCCGGGGGCCCCAU